AAGAGGAGUGUGAAACAGACAGACAUGGAGGAGGACAUUAGAAAGAAGGGUAUGCUGUAUCUGCAGCAGCAAAGAUUUGGAAAGAAAUGGAGAAAGGUGUGGUCCACUCUGUACCAAGAAAGCACCCGUUCGAUCUCACGCCUCGAGUUUUUCGAUGCCGGGACCGGGACGCUGGAGAAAUGCAAAUGCAGGCAGGACAACAAAAAGAUUAUCAGGCUGAGUGACUGCGUUCGUGUGUCCGAGGCCGUGGAUGUGGACGGGUGCCCAAAGGACUGCAAGGCCUUCUUGGUGGAAACCACUGAGAAGACUUUUGUCUUUGCUGUAGAAAUGGUUGAAGCGGAGGACUGGAUGCAGAAACUGUGUGAAAUUGCAUUUCCUAUGAACUGGAGUGAAAGAGGGGCGACGAAGAGGAACAGUUUACCCCCCGAGUCGGACGUCUCGAUGAAGGAUAAUUCGCUGUACUGCGGAAAAGAGGCUGCAUUGAGGGACUUCAAGGUGUUUGUUCGACGUUCCGAUGCUGCAGAGAGGUGUGGGCUGAAAGGACAGUACUUGCUCCGUACAGACUUUGACAGCCUGCUCCUGAAAGAGCCCAAGACCGGAGAAGUGUAUUUCACCUGGCCGUAUCGGUACCUCCGUAGGUUCGGACGAGACAAGACAACUUUCUCUUUCGAGGCCGGAAGAAGAUGCGACUCUGGCGAAGGCAACUUUGAGUUCGACACCAAGCAAGGCAAUGCCAUUUUCCAGUAUGUGGAAGCUGCCAUUAACUUACAGAAAGCAGGACUUAUGCAGCAACAAUCUUCCAGUGGUGCUCGAGAUCGAGAAACGGUACCAAUGCCCCAGCUGCCCAGAAUCACAACACCCACAGAGGAUGGUUCCAGUACCAUUUACAGCAUGCUGAGUGAAACAGGUGUAAAGGACAAAGCCAGACAAUCCCCACCUCACCGUACCAGACUGGAAACACCAACAGAUAAACACUUGACUGGGGUUAAGAGUUUAAACCUCGACACACGGCCACUGCCAAGAAAGAACCAGGUCAAGAACUUCCGAAGCUGUCCUUUAGCCAGCACGGAAGACGAAGCCUAUUCCUGGGUCACGGCACCACUUUCAGAUAAAGAGAUUCCAGACAGAGUUGAGCAAGAAGAGCAACACCAAACACUCCGCCCUUGUUCCAGUUCCCCAGACAUGGAGUAUUCACUUCCGUUUGACAACAUUGCCAAGAAAAGCAUGAAGGACAUCUUGACAUCAUCGCAUUUGGAACAUGGUUUGAGUGAUGAAAAUCUAGAAAAAUCUGCGGAACCACUUUAUGACAGCAUCGAUGAGUCUGCCAUCAGAUCUUUGCCACAUAACCCCCCCAAAAGACAUUCAAAUAAAUACUCCCCAGUGGAACACAUUUACGAUGAACCCGAAGGUUGCGCCACGACGCCGGUUGCUCCGGUCGCACUCUACGAUGACCCCGAAGAAGUCCGAGGGAAUGCCUGGAAGACCCUGGGUGCUUUACAUGAUCCCAGUGGACACGAGUUCCCUUAUAAUGCGCAAGUGGACGACUACGCCGUUCCCAAACCUCCCAGGAGAGCCAGAAUUCCCGAGCAGGAAAGAGAGAGAGGAGAGAAAAGCAGGAUGCCAGGAAUACGGAAUAGGACUGAAGAUGACAAGGACACUUCACCAUAUGAUAACGUGAUUCUGAAAAUCAAAAGUAGUUCUCUAAACGAAUAACCUGGACAUCUUUCUGUGAAAGUUUUAAAAAUAAGGCAAGUCAUCUGUGAAGAAAUGAACAAGAGUCGUCACUGUACUUCUCUCCAGUUUUAUGAUUGUGGGUAAAAAAAGAACACUGAGUUCAUCCAGCGAGGCCUUCGCGUGUCAGGAAUAAAUCACGACGUGGACGUGGUGCUGUGAAGUGAAGUGACGUGACGUGAUGUGAUGUGGAGUUACAGUGACCACGCCACAGUUGGUUCUUUUCCUAGUAUAGCGCAUCCCCAAGUGUUUUAUUAUAUCCUAUUAUAUCACACCAAUCAUCGCCAGCCAUCAGGAAUAUUUGUUAAAAUUAAUUAAAGAACGACACACUGUACUUUUUAUCCAUUUGUAAUUAUAUUUAAUAUUUAGUUUCUUUCUGUUUUCAUAUAAAACAACAAAAAAAAAUUGUCAUGCCAGAAAACUUAAAGCUACAGCUUUACAUGUGAGUGUUACAAAGUGCUAACACUGGAGACUCCUUCCAUGCCACGCCCUUUAAAGUGACACAGGUUGAUGUAUUAAAAAGAUGAAUAGUACCCUGUGGAGCUAGAAUAACCCCGAGGUACUCGCUGUAUUCCCCGCUGCCUCGUGCCUGUGAGCUGGAUAAACACCACGCGCUAAUGUUUACACCUGGGCACAGAAACAGCCGAAGUUUAUCCUCAUUAUAAUAUUAUAAUGAGCGAGGUUGUGACAAACAUGGCAGAACCGGCAGCUUCUGACACACAAGCAAGCGCUCAAGACCCAGCAGUAUUUCCUCGGCUUGUCUUGCUGUGUUUUCUCUCUCUACUGGUGCGUUUUUGCCAGAGACUUCUUUAAAAUCGUUGGUUUUUGUCUCAAUUUAGUAGUCUUCGUUUGAUCUGGGCGAUCCGCCAUAUUUGCUGUGGCUCCACGGUCGUGACCUCUGAACCGUGUAUGAUCUCAUGUGACUUUUCCGAACUGGCUGCUGAGCGAGCAGUUUGUAAACGGACUAACGUGGUUUGGACGCCCUGCAUCAGAAAAUAAAAUGUAUUGAAACAAGAUGAUGUGUACCAGCUACCGUAUGCGGAUGGGCAUCAGCUCAAACAUUUCAGAAAGGGGAGGGGAUUGAAUGGUUCCUGAACCAGCACUUCGACCUGUGUCACUUUGAUCAGUUUAUGUGGAACGUCUGCUGAACGAGUCCCUGUGAACGAGCUGUUACUAUAGAAACGAGCGCAUUAAUAUAAACCUGUGAUUACUGUCAGAGCUGCUGUUACAGAAAACGAAUCAACACUUUCUGACCAAUCAGAGUCCAGAAUUCAGCAUGGCUGUGGACGAAAGCAUUGUUCAUCAUAAGGAUGUGCUGCUUGGGCAAUUUUGUCAGUAGUCAGUGCCGAUAAAAUGAUGUGAAACAGGAUGUAAGAAUUUCCCAAACACCCAUACACUCACCGGCCACUUUAUUAGGAACAUUUACCUGCAUCAAAUCACGCAGAUACAAAUCAAGAGCGUCAGUUAAUUAAUGCUCACAAUGUUCAAACAUCAGAAUGGAAAAAACUGUGAUCUCAAUUUUUGUGUGACUUCCUUUCACUGUGGUAUGGGUGCUGGUUUGAGCCAGAUGAGUAGUUUUGGUUUGAGUAUUUCAGAAGCUGCUGAUCUCCUCCUGGGGUUUUCACUCAACAGUCUCUAGAGUUUACACAGACUGGUGCAGAAAACAGAAAACAUUUUUUGAUGAGUGAGCAACAGUUCUGUGGAUGGAAAAAACAAACGCCUUGUUGACGGUCAGAGAUCAGAAAAUGGACAGGUUUGAGGUGGUUUGAGCUUUUUGGCCAGGAAGGAUAGAGUAACUCAUAUAAUCACUCUUUACAACCGUGAUGAGCAGAAAAGCAUCUCAGCACGCAACAGCAGAACAGAAGAACACACUGGGUUCCGCUCCUGCAGCCAAGAACAGGGAUCUUACAAUCAAUAUUGGAUUCUUGGGUAAUUUAAUGUUGAUGAAACGAUGAAACUGCAGAUUUCAGUUGUAGAUUCGGACUCUGAUCAGAUAUUUGGGAUGUAAGUGUGUGUGAAAGUGUGUAUGAGGUUGAGGCACCACUUGAUUUGUACGGUAUUUUUGUCUCCCCACAAUAGUCAAACCACACACACUCAUUUCUUCCGCUGUUAUAAAUAAUCUGUGAAAAUUUCAACUUCAGCAGAAUAUGACUGAAACCACCAUGACCUUCUGCACUGGCUGUAGAUUGGAUCAUAAUUCAGUUUGAACUUCAGCCAGCACUCUUCGUCCUCUUUCCUGAUUUCUGUUAUUGUGUCGGGAGCUCACGGGCAAUUAGAGUUUCACUUCUCCUCCAGAGUGACUGAUCUUCAGCCACUUAACCUCUUGCUUAAUUCCUAAUCGCAGCAAAUGUGAGUUUCAUGUCCUGAAGUAUUUAUGGCACACGGUGACUCCGGAGCCUGUUACUUUAUUUCCAGGAAUGUCUGAAUAACAGCGAUAAAACUCGGAGAGAUUAGAACCGUCCCCAGAUCAGUGAAUGAACCAUGUGUGUUUGUGAUUCCUGCUUUUUUUAAAAAAUGAGAUUUAUGUAGACUGUAUUUAUACAUGUUACUAGUGCUGGUUGAUAUGACAGUACCGGUAUAAUCAGGUCGUUCUUCAGGAACGGAAUCACAUUCACAGCAAAACUCUUUUAGUUGUGGUUCUCAAGAUAAGGGUAUUAAAUACAUUUUCACACUGUAUGGGGUCUUUUGACCCUAAAAAAAGCAGCUAUGUUUAACCCUGAACACCAAAUCUUUUACAAGGAAAGAAAAGUCAGUAACGGAAUUACAUCAGAAAAAAAAAAUAGAACUUUCAUUUCUUAAAAUUCAAACCCAGAUCCCCCUGAAGUGACAUUGCUAUAAUUGGGGUUGUGAUGAUUUUUAAAUUUGGUUUUCAGCACAUUUUGCCUUGGAUUCCAGACUUUAGCAAGAUCACUGAGCUGGGCUGGGUUUCCCAAAAGCCUCUUAAUGUUAAGAGCAUCUUAACUAGAGAGAGAGAGAGAGUUCAUUGUGCUGCUCGCUUGACCAUUUAACGAUGAUCUUUGUGAUAUGAUGCUUUUGGGAAACUCAGCCCUGAUAAAUUAAGGCAAUCUUAAUCAGUUCAUCAUUUUAGUCUCUCUGCUGAAGAAUUGCUCUGAUAUUGAUACUGCGAUAAAUUAUGUCAAAAUAUGCACAAAUAAAAUUAUAAAUUUGGUUUUGUUUAAUUAUAAUUUGACUAGAAGCAGCUGAUUUGAUGCAAAAAAAAUUACAUAAAUUUUGAAAUUUUUUUUCCAGUUGAACAUACAACGUUGUGUAAAAUUCAUUACCCUGUUUUUUCUUACAUCAACCUUUUUUCUUUCUUAUAAAUUUUUAUUUUAUCACUUCUACACUGUCAAAUCAGUCCAGAAAAAUUUUAAAUUUCCAAAAUGUUAGAUUUCCAGCACAGCAUUAGCCUAAAUGUUAAAGUGAAGAAAGCAGCAUAUUGUAAGAUAUUAAGAGAAACUUUUCAGACAUAAAUUAAAAAAAAAAGAAGGCUGCUGGGUUUUGGUGUAAAAUGAAGAAGUGAGUGUGACAGUCAAAGUGUCCAGAAGAACUGUGGCUGGUUCUGUAAGAUGCUCAGGAAAACCUACAGAUCAUUUCCACAUAAAACUGCACUCACUGGACCUGAGACGGAGAUUUUAUUUAUUUAUUUUUAAAGCAAAGGGUCAUCUCACACCAAAUACUGACUCUGUUUCAUUUCUUAUGGCUCACUGAUUACUGUUUAUAAUAUUUAAAAAAAAAUCAAAACAUUUAAUUUCCUUAUUUUUGAAGGCAUCUUUGCUCUGCAGCAUUUCUUUGCAUGGUGUUGUGUGUAAAAUUAUAAAAUGCAAAUAAAAAUACAUGAUAUGGGCUAAAUAAUUAAACAGGCUUUAUUUUCAGAUUGUAUAUGAUAGAAAUGCCUUUGAGAAUUGUGAUAUGAUACUUGUGUCCUGUCUCCCAGCUCUUUACUAACAUUACUCAUCAUAAAGAGUGAGUGCACUACCAAGAGUCAGUUUUUAUUGACUCGCGUAUUCACUAAUGUAUGUUUUAACCCUGUUAAAGACACAUCAUUCAGUUAUUUAUCUCGUAAUUAUGAGGGACGGAGUGUAGUGUGUGUAAAUGUGUGUGUAGUGUGUGUAAAUGUGUGUGUAGUGUGUGUAAAUGUGUGUGUAGUGUGUGUAAAUGUGUAGAAAUGGACAAUAUUUCUCAGAUAAGUUCAUUUGUGGUCUCAGAUAUUUAAAAAAACAGUUAAUGGUGUGUGUGUGUGUGUGUGUGUGUGUGUGUGUGUGUGUGUGUUUGAGGAAAAUGCUGUAUAUAAUGGCAUAAUUAGUGAAACAAUUAUCUCAAUAUUUUUUUUUUCCAUUUAAAUGUGAUAUUAAUCCUGAACCAGCUUGGUUAAAAAGUGAAAAUAAAAGUAAUGUAAUGUAAAAGUGAUAAAACUGCAGAUUUGGGUUGUGUGUAAACUGAGUGUGAUGAUACUGUAUGUUUGAUUAUGGAAUUAAAUUGUAUUUCUGAUUCCUGCUGAAA
Messenger RNA from Neoarius graeffei (lesser salmon catfish), 6231 nucleotides. RefSeq names its product docking protein 2 (gene dok2). Gene Ontology annotation, biological process: cell surface receptor protein tyrosine kinase signaling pathway; positive regulation of MAPK cascade. The coding region runs from base 25 to 1713 and encodes 562 amino acids. NCBI's taxonomy places the organism in Eukaryota, Metazoa, Chordata, Actinopteri, Siluriformes, Ariidae. The transcript has 6 exons. The record is from RefSeq and is a predicted model, not a curated record. Gene Ontology annotation, cellular component: cytoplasm.